UUAAAACAAAUUUGUAUGCUGUAAAGGCAGAAGACAAUGUCUUGAAAACAACUUUAAUUUAGAAUAUUCUGAACACUGAAAACAGAAAGUUUGUAAAUUAUGUCAAAAUGAUUACAAGCAUAGGAGAAAAACAUAUUCAUUUUGUAAUCAUGAAGCCAAGCUGCAGAGCAGUGCAGUAAAUGGCGGAAACAUAAAAGUUCAGUCCUCAGUCCAGCUCUUAUCUCAAGUUGCAGAAGUGUGUUACACCACCCCUCACAUGACCUGCAACACACUCAGGGGGGAGCUGGCAAACAUCGAUACAGAAGAUAAGUAAUGAGACUGAGCUUGUUUGUGUGUCCUCACUGCUGUAACAACCUGUUUUAUCCCGGGACGGAAAAUUAUCAGUGAAUAAGCAUGUCAAGAGGAGAAAUCAUCAUUUUGUUUCUGUCUUUGUUGAUUGAGUCUUCACUGACUCAAAGAAAUCCAUGUGAAAGGGAGGCAGACUGCCCCAAAGACAACCAGGAAGUUUUUAGUACAUCUACGACAGAAAUCCCACGCGUCCUGAGAACAGGUGUGACAGAGGUUUUCUUUGUGGACAGCCAGAUCAAAACAAUCCCCAAAGAAGCCUUUGUUGAAAACCCCCAGCUUGAAAAGGUGGAGUUCAUGAACACUAAUACGACGUCUAUUGAGCCUGGAGCUUUUGAAGGUUUGAUACACCUCAAGCAUAUUGAGAUCUCCAGCACUCCAUUAACGUCAAUCCCAGUGGGAGCCUUUAAAGACCUCGGCAACCUGGAGUUUAUUGUACUAAAGCUAAACAAGCUCCAUAGUCUGGAGAAGGGCUUGUUUGACGGCCUUAAAAAAGUAAAACAUCUCAUGUUACAUAUCAACGAGAUUGAAUUGAUUGAAGACGGGACCUUUGAUGGUCUAGAGGAACUUGAAUUGCUCCAUUUAGCUAAAAACAAUCUCUGUGCUGUAUCUGCCGACUGGUUCUCAGACCUAAAGAAACUGCAGAUUCUCCGGCUUUAUGAGAAUCAGCUGACCAGUGUUCCGGAGGAGAUUUUUCAGAAUUUGACAGAAUUGAAGGAAAUUGGGUUGCAGGGAAACAAAAUAACAGAAUUAUCACAGAAUCUCUUUCCACAUAAAAUCAAACUAAAUAAGCUGUAUUUGGAUAGUAAUCUCCUGACUGGUCUACCGCCAGAAUUUUUCAUUGGCUUCCCUCAGCUUAAAACACUGACCCUGUUUAAUAAUCAACUGACUAGUCUACCACCAGUGCUUUUUGGAGAAAUGCCAAAAUUCACUGACUUAGGCCUCAGUCAAAAUAAUCUCAGCUCUCUUCCUAAAGGAAUAUUAGGCCCUCUGAAGAAACUCAGGAAGCUUGAUCUGUCUAAAAAUCACUUUGUCACCUUGAAUGCUGAGUAUUUUGAAGGCCCUGAUAAGCUUUUGGAGCUGAAUCUACAGCACAACGAGAUACAUUUGCUGGAUGAAGGUGUGUUUGAAAAGCUACAGUCACUGACAACACUCAAGCUAGCCCACAAUGACCUCCAAACGCUUCCUGAGGAUAUUUUUCAGCCUUUAACAAAACUCAAAAAACUUUACCUCAAUGGCAACCCUUGGAACUGUGACUGUAACCUGGUACAUCUUUACCUCUGGAUGAAGGCGAACUCUGACAAGAUUGCGUCUACUGUGGUCUGUGAGUAUCCAGAACAUCUAAAAGAUCAGGAAAUCCAAUCACUAACAAUGGAUCAACUUAUUUGCCCCACCCUUCCCUCCACAACCACUCUCUUGAUCACCACAUCUACUACAACGAUCCCAACGACAGAACCAGCAACGACAACCCUUACUACAACAACACCUCUUCCUACAACACCAACCACCACUUUGCCACUCCCUAUAAUGCCUCCCACAAUGACCACGCUCACCACCGUACUCCCAACCACAGAACCAAUCACCACCAUCCUCACAACCACAACUCCAACAACCUCUUUGCCAACUACAACUAUAUCAACCACUACUGUCUCCACCACGGCACUAGCCACAACAACCACAACAACACCAACAACCACGCCCACAACCACUAUGAGCACAGCUAUAGCCACCACAGUCAUGACCACAAUAUUAACAACUGCACCCACAAGCACAAUAAUAACAACUGCACCAAAAAUGCAUUAACACACAAAAGUAUUGAAAUUGUUUUAUUUAAACAAGCAGUGAUUUCUAGACAUUUAUAUGGGCAGGAUGAUGAACAUACUGUGAUUACUAAAUAGUCAAUAGAUAACAGGAUUUUUAAUCACUAGUGUGUUGUGUGAUUAUGUUGACUGUGCCAACUCAGUUUGUGGAAUUUCCAGAAGAACAAAACAAAGUCCAGACUGAGUACAUUUAAAAGUGGUCAUGGUGAAGGGAAGGAGGCACAGCAUGAUAUUGUGAUACAUGAUUACUGAAUAAUGUUUGAAACCUCUAGCUAAAAUCCAACAAGUCCCUCUGCUUGCAAUUACAGAUACCAGACAAAACAAAUGUUCAUGUAUGCUGGAAUGUAUGUCUAAUUGUUGUCUGACAAUAACAAUGUUCUAGUAAGGAAGUUAAACAAAACAUAAUCAACAAACUAGAGAUGAAUGCAUUUGAAAUGGAGGAAAAUUGUGCACUUUAAAAAUGUUUGCUUUUUACUGCUUUUCCUGAUGUGGAAACAUACAUAUUUUCACAAUGAAAACAUGUUUACAUACCCUAGAGUAUGGUAACAUAUGUGCAUGAAUGAUGCAUUCAAGCUUAUAAAAACAUCUGUUACUGCACUAGGUGAAUAACCUUAUAUACGUAGUACAUCGCAUGUACUGCUUAGAGUCAUCAUCUAUCAAAUUUAAAACAAAUUUUGUAUGCUGUAAAGGCAGAAGACAAUGUCUUGAAAACAACUUUAAUUUAGAAUAUUCUGAACACUGAAAACAGAAAGUUUGUAAAUUAUGUCAAAAUGAUUACAAGCAUAGGAGAAAAACAUAUUCAUUUUGUAAUCAUGAAGCCAAGCUGCAGAGCAGUGCAGUAAAUGGCGGAAACAUAAAAGUUCAGUCCUUGCUCUUAUCUCAAGUUGCAGAAGUGUGUUACACCACCCCUCACAUGACCUGCAACACACUUAGGGGGGAGCUGGCAAACAUCGAUACAGAAGAUAAGUAAUGAGACUGAGCUUGUUUGUGUGUCCUCACUGCUGUAACAACCUGUUUUAUCCUGGGACGGAAAAUUAUCAGGUAGGGAAAUAUUUCGGCAUUUCGGCACAGCACACAGAUUUAGUGAGAACUUGACACUGUAAAACUUUUUAUAAUGUUCCUGACACUUGAGCAUUUAUGUAUUAUCACAAGAAAGAGAAGAAAAAUCAUAUAUUAAACUAUACCUGUUAACUGUA
This is a messenger RNA of Micropterus salmoides (largemouth bass), 3361 nucleotides long. Its product is annotated as carboxypeptidase N subunit 2-like. Lineage: Eukaryota; Metazoa; Chordata; Actinopteri; Centrarchiformes; Centrarchidae. The transcript has 2 exons. Gene Ontology annotation, molecular function: protein binding. Bases 394 to 2148 code for a protein of 584 amino acids. The record is from RefSeq and is a predicted model, not a curated record.